CUGAGCCAAAGUCGGCGCAUUUCCCACAUAGUCUGCAUUAAUAGAGUCAUUUUGUAGUUUUUAUAGUUUUUAUAGCUGCUAGGCGUAAAGAGUUCACCGUUCAAAGCGGGAUGUUUAUUGCGGGGGAGGAGCCACGGCGGCAGACGUGAUCGUAAUUUCCGGUUAGUGCACCACGGAGUACUCGACUUGGAACAGCACUCACAUCUGAAAAAUGAACGUAGUAGACAGGGCGGAUAGUAUACUUCCUUUAAGUAUACUCAUGGAAGUACGGAGGAAGCACCCAGGGAAAAUGCAACACUACCGAGUGUGCAUGUCAAAAUCCAAGAACCAAGACCCCGAAAUACUGGGAAUGCAGUGCAGGCCAAACUUCCUGCAAGGAUGGUAGUUUCCCAGAUAAAUGUGGACAAACUCAUUGUUAACCUUAUCUGUGAUGCAAUGCUCUCCUUCUCCCUUGUUGAGUCUCCAUCCUUCAAAGAACUCAUUACAACACUGAGCCCUACAUCUUCAGUGAUGACAAGGAAAUCUCUGAGGGGAAGAAUCAAUGUGGCGUGUGAGGCCAUGAAAACUAAGUUAAAGCAGGCACUGAGCUGCAUUGAUUACGUGGCCACCACAACAGAUUGCUGGACAGCCCAUCAUCGCAGCUUCCUCGGCGUCACCUGCCAUUGGAUUGAUGAGGUCAGCCUCCAGAGGUGUUCCGCUGCCCUUGCAUGUCGACCCCUAAAAGGGUCACACACAUUUGAUGUCCUCGCGUCCACACUCGAUGAUGUGCAUAGAGAGUACCACAUCCAGAACAAAGUAGUUAAAACAACUACAGACAGUGGAUCUAACUUUUUGAAGGCCUUUAGGGUGUUUGGUGAGCACUCCCCUGAGCUUGAGGACAACGACGGGACAGAUGAUGAGGAUGAUUCUCAAGAUGUUGACUUUCACAACAUUGCUAGUAUACUAGAUGAAGAUACCCAAGACGUUCUGCUACCACCACACCAAAAAUGUGCAUGCCAUUUGCUUAAUCUGAUACAGGGCUCUAAAGUGCGACCAAUUUGGUCGCACAUGCGACCUAAUUUCUCAAUGGUGCGACUAAAAAAAAUCUGAGGUCGCACCGGUGCAACCAGCCGUUCAAAAAGAAAAAAACUCUGCGACUCUGAAAGGCACAUAUCAUGGUCCAAACCAAUCAGAGAUAAUGAAGAGCGGGACCCCCCUCUGAUUGCGACCUAAUUUCUCAAUGGUGCGACUAAAAAAAAUCUGAGGUCGCACCGGUGCAACCAGCCGUUCAAAAAGAAAAAAACUCUGCGACUCUGAAAGGCACAUAUCAUGGUCCAAACCAAUCAGAGAUAAUGAAGAGCGGGACCCCCCUCUGAUUGGCCGUGGUCCAGAUAUUCCUGUUUAUUCUACUUCAUUUAAGAAUGCUCGUCAGAAUUUUGCGAUUUUCACUGGCUACAAUAUUGCAUCUGUCAGUUGUCAAAUUUGCUGAACAAAAUGUUAAACUUCAAUAAUUGUUCAGUCAACUUAUAUCGUGCAUUUAUUUAAGCUCUCAACAGCAUAACCAUACAGCUUCGCCACAUCGGCGGGAAAACACGGCACACGCAAAGUAGGCUACAUCCAUGGAAUCAGCCGUUCAAAACCAGUCUGCAUGAAUCGUAUGACAACUGGAUGGCAGGGGAUGCGGACAAGGUAUACACCGCAGGGGAGAACAUGAGAGCCCCAGCUCGCCGCAUAGUAGCCUGGGUGCUUUAAGCAUGGAAUAAGCUGGAUACGGAGUUGGUGAAAAACUAUGUGUGUGUGUGUGUGUUUGUGUGUCACUCUGUUCGAGCCUGCAUGAGAGUUCAAUGUUGUCAUUAGCUGUUACGUCUUUCUGACCCAUCGCAGUUUAAGGCCGACCUGGGCUGUUCCACUUCGGGAGGGGGCGCUCAGUUACUCCCCUCUAGACAAAACGGAAUUGGUUGCGACGUUGACCCGGCGCCGCCCGAAACGUUAACGGGCCACCGGGAAUUCUCCCAACUCUCCCGAUUACCACUCUGCGUGUUCGUGCGUGCGUGCGUGCGUGCGUGCCUGUGUGUGUGUGCAGGCGUUAUUCAAUUGCCUGGUAAACAUAUAGGCCUACGGUAAUAUUCAUACUGGUUUAAAUAAUGCAUUUGAUAGUAGGCUAUUUCCCAUCGUUGCCAAAGAUCAAGAAGGCCAAACUACAUGAGUUGGCCAUCAGAGGGGCAUGUGACUGCAAUUGAGGAUAGUCCAUAAGACCUGGAGCCAUGAGAUGUUCAGUUUGAAGUUUCAGUUUAAAACACUUGCACUUUUAAUUUAGAUUUUCUUUUUAUUUCAUUUAUCUUCAGAUGUUUUAAGUUUAAAUUGCAGCUCAGUGAAGCACUUACAGCACCAAAAUGUUUCAGUGAAAUUACCUUUCUUGUGCAAAUAUUCAAAUAAAGAACAUUAGGUUGACCAUAUUCUUAGUUCAUCAUUUACAAGUCAAUAUUGCCUACAUGGACAGCUAUUUAAAAAACGUGAACCUGUAAAACUGCAGUGUUGAAUGCGAUAUGGUCGACAAUUUGGGUGCACCUAACUUUUGUGCUGGUGCACCUAAGAAAAAAAAUUAGGCGCACCAGUGCAACCAGUAAAAAAUGUUAGUUUAGAGCCCUGUGAUAGCAACUGCAGUCAUGUGCGUAGGAGCGGAAAACGAAGCAUUCAAACGUGUGUACCGUUCGACAUUCGCCAAAUGUUCCGCUCUGUGGAAUAAAGUUGGCCGUUCUAGCCAGGCAGCAGAAUUUGUUGAACAAGAGUGACCUCCAACUCAUCAGGCCCAUUCCCACACGUUGGAAUUCCACGUUCCUGGCUGUUCAGAGGUUACACCGUAUAUUCAAAGAAAAAGGAGAGGACGCCUUGAGGAAUGAGUUUAGUCAUUGACAACAGGUUCUGUUUACCUUUCAGUGGCGCCUGCAACUAGCUUGUAUUGCGUCCCGACGGCCGCGUGGCCGCUAGUCUCGGUCUGGAACUUCCCAAGAACGUCAGGAUCACCAAAUUGCAGAGAGUUCUUCAAGGAAAGGGUUCAAAUCCGGGAUAGCUUUUAAUAGUUACUUAUUUGGUAAAGUAUUUCGGUAUGGUAAGUUAUACUAUGGAGCAAAAGGAGAGGAAGCGUGUUGAACACGUGUGAGCGAUAUAACUUUAGCUACUUCGAGCCACGGGCAAAGGCCCAUGACUCUCUGCGGGUGGGGGUGAAAUCUCUGGCCUCUCCAUUUCGAAUCCACCGCUUAGAGGACGUCAAGUGGGCGUGGCCUAUGCAGUGGGCGUGGCCGGGGUGACGUAAUGGCUCCGCCCCUGUCUAAAGGUGAGCUAAAGUAGUUAUUGCAGCUUAAGUGUUCGAUCCUGCUUCCUAGUGGCUAUGUGAGGGUAAUGCAGCUUGUGUGUUUGAAUCUGCUUCCUAGGGUCUAUUUGGAGGCAGCUUAUGUUCUUAAAAUACGUAACAGAGCAAUAGCAGAAGCACAGUUGCAUCAUUUCUGUGAUGCCAGUGAAAUGGGGCAUGGCUCAGCAUCUUACCUCUGGCUGAUGAACACCAGAAGACAGGUGAGCAUUGCUUUUGUCAAGGGAAAGGCCAGAGUAGCGCCACUUAAGCAAACAACCAUACCCAGGCUGGAACUUGGAGCUGCAGUCUUAGCUGUGCACAUCAACAAGAUGCUACAAACAGAGCUAGAAAUCAACAUGGAAGAGCCUGUUUUCUGGUCUGACAGCAUGACAGUUCUUCAGUACAUUGCCAGUAACACCAAACGAUUCAAAACAUAUGUGGCAAAUCGUGUCUCCAUCAUUCGAGAGCUGUCAGAAGGGGCACAAUGGCGGCACAUAAGUUCCAAGCUAAAUCCAGCAGAUGCCGCAUCACGGGGCUUGAAGGCUGAUGUAUUCCUCCAGUCUAAGUUGUGGAUCAAUGGCCCAUGCUUCCUCUCCAAACCUCAAUCACCAUGGCCAGGAACAAUACAAAUGGAUGGAGUUCUUGACGACGACCCUGAGGUCAACACCAAGAUUUCUGCCAAUGCCGUAGUGCUGAAAGACAGUGAAUGUCCCAGAAGUAAGCUUCUGAGCUAUUUUUCCAAGUGGACAGACCUUACGAGAGCUGUAGCAUGGAUACUGAAGAUAAAAGAGCUACUUCUUCCGCUGAGAGGACAAAGAAUGAACACAACCCAAGGUCAAGCUAAACAGGAGCGCAAACUGAAGCAGCAAGUAAAACCAAACAUUCCCAAACUGUCAGUGAGCGAUUUGGAGAAAGCGGAAAAAGCCAUUGUCUGUUUUGUGCAGAGGCAGUCUUAUCCAGAAGAAAUCGAAGCCUUAACUAAAGGCACUUUGAAGAAAGCAAGCCAUCUGUACAAGCUGGACCCUGCAAUGGUGGAUGGAGUCCUGAGAGUUGGUGGUAGGUUGAGCAGGUCGGCUCUCCCUGAAGAAACGAAACAUCCAAUGAUUCUUCCAAAAAGCAGCCAAAUCUCUACGCUAAUUCUGCGUCACAUCCAUCAUAAAGUUGGUCAUGGGGGUAGAAAUCACAUGCUAUCAACUCUCCGGCGCCACUUCUGGAUACCACAUGCCAACUCUGCCGCCAGAACAGUCAUUGGAGAUUGUAUGACCUGCAAAAGACAACGACAGCAACCUGGUGAGCAAAAGAUGUCAGACCAUCCUGCGGACAGAAUUAUUGCAGAUCUGCCUCCAUUCAAAGACGUUGGGAUAGAUUACUUCGGCCCAAUGGAGGUGAAAAGAGGACGAAACGAUGUGAAGCGAUAUGGCGUCAUAUUCACCUGCUUAACAUCACGUGCAGUCCAUCUAGAAGUGGCCCAUACACUCGACACAGAUUCGUGCAUAAACGCCAUCAGGAAAUUUGUCUGCCGCAGAGGUCAAGUAAGAGAAAUACGGUCUGAUAAGGGCACCAACUUUGUCAGUUCUGACCGGGAGUUAAAGAGUGCCGUCAGAGACUUAAACCAAAACAAGCUGCACCAUUCUCUCUCACAGGAUGGAAUAAAGUGGAUCUUUAACCCGCCGUAUACAGUAGAGCUCAUCAGGGAGGAGUCUGGGAGCGGCUGAUACAGCAAGUUAAAAGGGUGCUUUAAACAGUGGUAAGGCAGCAAGUGCUGGACGACGAGGCCCUACAUACUGCAUUGUGUGAAGUGGAGGCUGUGUUAAAUGACCGUCCAAUCACCCCAUCUAGUGGUGACCUAAAUUACCUGGAGGCCCUAACCCCAAACCACCUCUUGCAGCUCAAAGCAAAGCCACUUCUACCACCUGGCUUGUUUACCAAAAACGAUCAAUAUGCUCGCAGGCGUUGGAGGCAGGUCCAGUACAUUGCUGACCUGUUCUGGAAGAGGUGGGUGAAAGAAUACCUCCCACUAAUGCAAGCACGUCAAAAAUGGAACAGAGCAAAAAAAAAGCUUUGCUGUUGGAGUUGUGCUUGUCAUGGAUGAAUCAGCACCCAGAAAUUUGUGGCCAUUGGGGCGAAUUAUAGAAACCAUGGCCGACUCCAAGGGAUUCGUUCGUCAUGUCCGGCUGAAGACUCAAACCGUGGAGCUGGAACGACCCAUCACCAAGCUGUGCCUUCUUUUGGAGGGGGCUACAGCUUAAACAUCGAUACUUAAACUGAUACACUGAAGGCUGGCACACUACAUUUCUCAUAACGCAUAUAUUCCCUUGCAUUACACCUUUUCCCCUUUUUUGAAGUUUGACCCCUUGCAUACACAAACUUCCCUUUUUUCGUCUUUUUGAAGAUCAAAUACCUUAUUUUGCCUUUUUUAAUGGCUUAUGGACUGAUAAAGAGACACUUUAAAAAGAAAAUGUUUGAAAAAAAAAAAAUGCAUGAAGUAACUGAUGUCAGUAGAUUCUUGUGUUAUGGCUAUAUAUUUUUCCCUUUUUGGUUUUUGUAAUUAGUUGCUUAGCAAUAAUUAGGGGCCGGAAUGUUACAGCCAUCCUUUACCUUAAGUUAAAUACGUGUGUAUUAAUGUUUAUUGCUAAUGUUAAAUGUUAAUUGAGUGAUUAGAUGGCAGGGGGCGUGGUUUGUGCCACCUGUAAAUGCACUCGAGAAUGGCAGCCCCUGG
Gadus chalcogrammus (walleye pollock) is the source of this 6047-nucleotide messenger RNA. RefSeq lists its product as uncharacterized. NCBI's taxonomy places the organism in Eukaryota, Metazoa, Chordata, Actinopteri, Gadiformes, Gadidae. The record is from RefSeq and is a predicted model, not a curated record. The transcript has 2 exons. The coding region runs from base 3379 to 5043 and encodes 554 amino acids. Gene Ontology annotation, molecular function: nucleic acid binding.